This is a messenger RNA of Chrysoperla carnea, 1218 nucleotides long. Its product is annotated as gastrula zinc finger protein XlCGF57.1-like. Gene Ontology annotation, biological process: regulation of transcription by RNA polymerase II. Gene Ontology annotation, cellular component: nucleus. Bases 58 to 1218 code for a protein of 386 amino acids. The record is from RefSeq and is a predicted model, not a curated record. Lineage: Eukaryota; Metazoa; Arthropoda; Insecta; Neuroptera; Chrysopidae. Gene Ontology annotation, molecular function: DNA-binding transcription factor activity; RNA polymerase II cis-regulatory region sequence-specific DNA binding; zinc ion binding. The transcript is spliced from 7 exons.
CAAUUUAAAGAAAUUGAUACCUGAACCUGAGUGGCCUUACUCAAACAGUUUGAAUUUAUGAUGGUCGAGAGUAAAGUCGUUGGAUUGGAUGAUUUUGAAACGAUUUGUAGAAUUUGUUUAAAUAAAAAAGAAAAUAUGUCUUUAAUUUUUGAAAAUUCAUUGCUUCCAAAUUUAAUAAAAACAUACAGAGAAAUGUUAGAGGAAUGUGCUUCAGUACAUAUAUUGACUGAUGAUUCGUUACCUAAAAAGAUCUGCUUUGAAUGUAUAAAAGAUUUAGAACAAUCUUAUAAAUUUAAAAUCCAAUAUUUAUCAACUGAAAAAUUAUUAGAACAAAUAAUUGCAAACGCACAACCAAAUAUAAAAGUAGAAGAAUUAGCUAAAGAUCUAAAUAAAGAGUUAAAUUACAAAUGUGAAGAAUGUGGAAUUGGUUUUCAAUUCAAAGCAGAAUUUUAUAAACAUCAGAAAUUAGUUCAUUCGAAUAUUUUAAAAUUUCAAUGUAAAAUAUGUAAGAAAGUUUUUGGAUGUAAGGGUAAUUUAAGAGAUCAUUUACUUGAACAUGCAACAUGUAAAAUAUGUGGUAAAAGUUUUAAAAGUGUACGAUUAUGUAAUUAUCAUUUAAAGAUACAUGGAGAUAAACGUCAUUUAUGCACUUAUUGUGGGAAGUCAUUUACAGAUAAGGGGAAUUAUAAUGUUCAUUUACGAACUCAUACGGGAGAGAAAAAAUAUCAAUGCACUCAAUGUGGUAAGCGUAUUCCUUCCAGACGUAUUUUAAUAUUAUCCGUAUUAUGCAAAAUAUUUCUUGCUUUACCUUUAGAUGCGAAAUUUAUUAACAGUGAUGGUUUACGAAAACAUUCGGUAUCACAUUCAGACGAACGAAAAUUCCAAUGCGAAAUAUGUAAAAAAACUUAUAAACGUCAAGAAACGUUAAUAAGUCAUCGACAUAUACAUCGAGAAGGCGUUAGUUAUUCUUGUGAUAUUUGUAAUAAACAAUUUAAAAGGAAGGAUACUUUACGUGACCAUAAAAAAAUUCACACAGGAGAACGGAAUUAUAUUUGCACAUACUGUAACAAAGCAUUUAUGAAAACAGACAAUUUGAAAAUGCAUCUACGAACUCAUACCGGAGAAAAACCUUUUACUUGUAGUAAAUGUGGAAAACGGUUUAGUCAAAAACAUGUCCUGAAUAGUCAUAUGAAAACACAUUUUGAAUUACCUGAAUAA